Messenger RNA from Drosophila subobscura, 803 nucleotides. It is a transcript of the gene Vps28, whose product is annotated as vacuolar protein sorting-associated protein 28 homolog. The record is from RefSeq and is a predicted model, not a curated record. Gene Ontology annotation, molecular function: protein-containing complex binding. Lineage: Eukaryota; Metazoa; Arthropoda; Insecta; Diptera; Drosophilidae. Bases 65 to 700 code for a protein of 211 amino acids. Gene Ontology annotation, biological process: protein transport to vacuole involved in ubiquitin-dependent protein catabolic process via the multivesicular body sorting pathway. Gene Ontology annotation, cellular component: ESCRT I complex. The transcript has a single exon.
GUGACAAGUGACGAAUUCCGUUCUUUUGUUAAAAUUUUGUUAAAAUAUUUUUAAAGACUUUAAAAUGAUGCAAGAACAAAGUCCCGAGCUGUACGAGGAGGUAAAGCUUCAUCGCAAUGCCCGCGAGCGGGAGAGGUACGACAACAUGGCGGAUUUGUACGCCAUCAUAAACACAAUCCAGCAGCUGGAGAAGGCCUACAUUCGGGACUGCAUUACGCCGCAGGAGUACACUGCUGCGUGCUCCAAGUACUUGGUCCAGUACAAGGUGGCCUUCAAGCAGGUGCAGAGCGACGAGUUCCCCACAGUGGAGACGUUUGUCAAAAAGUUUCGCCUGGACUGUCCAGCAGCACUGGAGCGCAUUCGGGAGGAUCGCCCCAUCACCAUACGCGACGACAAGGGAAACACUUCCAAGUGCAUAGCCGAGAUUGUCUCUCUGUUCAUUACGAUUAUGGACAAGUUGCGUCUCCAGAUCAAUACAAUGGACGCCCUGCAGCCGGACGUGAAGGACCUAGCCGACAACAUGAACCGCCUGUCCCUUAUUCCCGAGGACUUUGAUGCCAAACAAAAGGUUGACAAGUGGCUGGGAAGCUUGAACGAAAUGCAGGCAUCGGAUGAGCUGACUGAGGGCCAAGUGCGUCAGUUCCUCUUCGACUUGGAGUCGGCCUAUGCAGACUUUAACAAACUGUUGCACAGCCAGUAAUGUAAUUAGCAGAUGUCGUUUCUUAGUCUCCAAGUGUAAUUUAAAAUAGGUUAUUAUAUUCCGCAUUAAAACUUUUAAUAUAUAUAUAUAUUCGUGUAUAAAA